ACCAUGGCGGGCCAGGGGGACUGCUGCGUCAAGGUGGCUGUCAGGAUCCGGCCCCAGCUGUCAAAAGAGAAGAUUGAGGGCUGCCACAUCUGCACCUCGGUCACCCCGGGGGAGCCCCAGGUCCUCCUGGGGAAGGACAAGGCCUUCACCUAUGACUUCGUCUUCGACCUGGACACCUGGCAGGAGCAGGUUUACUCUACCUGCGUGAGCAAGCUCGUGGAGGGCUGCUUCGCGGGCUACAAUGCCACGGUGCUGGCCUAUGGGCAGACGGGGGCCGGGAAGACAUACACUAUGGGCACCGGUUUCGAUGUGGCGAUGGCGGAGGAGGAGCAGGGCAUCAUCCCGAGGGCCAUCGCGCACCUCUUUGGGGGCAUCGCUGAGCGCAAGCGGCGGGCACAGGAGCAGGGUGUGGCUGGGCCCGAGUUCAAAGUCAGCGCCCAGUUCCUGGAGCUCUACAACGAGGAGAUCCUCGACCUCUUCGACAGCGCCCGUGACCCUGACGCCCGCCACCGCAGGUCCAACAUCAAGAUCCAUGAGGACGCCAACGGCGGCAUCUACACCACGGGCGUCACCUCCCGCCUCAUCAGCUCCCAGGAGGAGCUGAUCCAGUGCCUGAAGCAGGGCGCCCUGUCACGCACCACGGCCAGCACCCAGAUGAACGUGCAGAGCUCCCGCUCCCACGCCAUCUUCACCAUCCACGUGUGCCAGAUGCGCCUGUGCACCCGGCCCGACCUGGUGAACGAGGCCGUGACCGGGCUUCCCGACGGCACCGCUCCCUCGGGCGAGUAUGAGACGCUCACCGCCAAGUUUCACUUUGUGGACCUGGCGGGCUCAGAGCGGCUGAAGCGGACGGGGGCCACAGGCGAGCGGGCCAAGGAGGGCAUCUCCAUCAACUGUGGCCUGCUGGCCUUGGGCAACGUGAUCAGCGCCUUGGGGGACCAGAGCAAGAAAGUGGUGCACGUGCCCUACAGGGACUCCAAGCUCACCCGGCUCCUCCAGGACUCGCUGGGCGGCAACAGCCAGACCAUCAUGAUCGCCUGCGUGAGCCCCUCUGACCGGGACUUCAUGGAGACGCUCAACACGCUCAAAUACGCCAACCGAGCCCGCAACAUCAAGAACAAGGUGGUGGUGAACCAGGACAAGACCAGCCAGCAGAUCAGCGCACUGCGGGCCGAGAUUGCGCGCCUGCAGAUGGAGCUGAUGGAGUACAAGGCGGGCAAGAGGGUGAUCGGGGAGGAUGGCGCCGAGGGCUACAGUGACCUGUUCCGGGAGAACGCGAUGCUGCAGAAGGAGAACGGGGCGCUGCGCCUGCGGGUCAAGGCCAUGCAGGAGGCCAUCGACGCCAUCAACAACCGCGUCACCCAGCUCAUGAGCCAGGAGGCCAACCUGCUCCUGGCCAAGGCCGGAGACGGCAACGAGGCCAUCGGUGCUCUGAUCCAGAAUUACAUCCGGGAGAUUGAGGAGUUGCGGACCAAGCUCCUGGAGAGCGAGGCCAUGAACGAGUCCCUGCGUCGCAGCCUCUCUCGGGCCUCGACCCGGGGUCCCUACUCCCUGGGCGCGUCCCCGGUCGUCCCGACCAGCUCCAUGGAGGACGCCUCUGAGGUCAUCCGCCGAGCCAAGCAGGACCUGGAGAGGCUCAAGAAGAAGGAGGUCAGGCAGCGGAGAAAGAGCCCAGAGAAGGAAGCCUUCAAAAAGAGGGCAAAACUCCAACAGGAGAACAGCGAGGAGACCGAUGACAAUGAGGCUGAGGAGGAGGACGAGGAGCCGGAGGAGAGCGGCUGUGAGGAGGAGGAUGAGGACUCGGGCAGCGAGGAGAGCCUGGUGGACUCGGACUCCGACCCCGAGGAGAAGGAGGUGAACUACCAGGCUGACCUGGCCGACCUGACGUGCGAGAUCGAAAUCAAGCAGAAGCUGAUUGACGAGCUGGAGAACAGCCAGCGGCGGCUCCAGACGCUCAAGCACCAGUACGAGGAGAAGCUGAUCCUGCUGCAGAACAAGAUCCGGGACACGCAGCUGGAGCGGGACCGCGUGCUGCAGAACCUCAGUACCAUGGAGUGCUACACGGAGGAGAAGGCCAACAAGAUCAAGGCGGACUAUGAGAAGAGGCUGCGGGAGAUGAACCGGGACCUGCAGAAGCUGCAGGCCGCGCAGAAGGAGCACGCGCGGCUGCUCAAGAACCAGUCUCGCUAUGAGAGGGAGCUCAAGAAGCUGCAGGCCGAGGUGGCCGAGAUGAAGAAGGCCAAGGUGGCCCUGAUGAAGCGGAUGCGGGAGGAGCAACAGCGGCGGCGGCUGGUGGAGACCAAGAGGAGCCGGGAGAUCGCGCAGCUCAGGAAGGAGCAGCGGCGGCAGGAGUUUCAGAUCCGGGCUCUGGAGUCCCAGAAGCGGCAGCAGGAAAUGGUCCUGAAGAGGAAAACCCAGGAGGUUUCUGCACUGAGGCGUCUGGCCAAGCCCAUGUCUGAGCGGGUGGCGGGCCGCGUGGGACCAAAGCCACCCAUGCUGGACUCGGGCACCGAGGUGUCGGCCAGCACCACCUCGUCCGAGGCCGAAUCGGGGGCGCGCUCCGUCUCCAGCAUCGUGCGCCAGUUGGACCGCAAGAUCAGCCACUUCUUGGGGAGCCACCCCACGCCCACCAUGUCUGGCGCCCGCCCUGCCAGAAAGAAGUUCCAGAAGAAGGGGGCCAGCCAGAGCUUCAGUAAGGCCGCCAGGCUCAAGUGGCAGUCGCUGGAGCGGAGGAUCGUCGACAUCGUCAUGCAGAGGAUGACCAUUGUCAACCUGGAGGCUGACAUGGAGCGGCUCAUCAAGAAAAGGGAGGAGCUAUCCCUCCUGCAGGAGGCGUUGAGGAGGAAGCGGGAGCGGCUGCAGGCCGAGAGCCCGGAGGAGGAGAGGGGGCUGCAGGAGCUGGCAGAGGAGAUCGAGGUGCUGGCGGCCAACAUUGACUACAUCAACGACAGCAUCGGCGACUGCCAGGCCACCAUUGUGCAGCUGGAGGAGACCAAGGAGGAGCUGGACUCCACAGACACGUCGGUGGUCAUCAGCUCCUGCUCCCUGGCCGAAGCCCGCCUCCUGCUGGACAACUUCCUCAAGGCGUCCAUCGACAAGGGGCUGCAGGUGGCCCAGAAGGAGGCCCAGAUCCGGCUGCUGGAGGGACGGCUGAGGCAGACAGACAUAGCGGGCCCCUCCCAGAACCACCUGCUGCUCGACGCCCUGCGCGAGAAGGCCGAGGCCCAUCCCGAGCUGCAGGCCCUCAUCCACAACGUGCAGCAGGAGAACGGCUACGCCAGCACAGAUGAGGAGGUGUCUGAGGUCUCAGAGGGGAGCUUCUCCCAGUCGUUCACCAUGAAAGGCUCCACCAGCCAUGACGACUUCAAGUUCAAGGGUGAGCCCAAGCUGUCCGCCCAGAUGAAGGCCGUGUCUGCCGAGUGCCUGGGCCCCCCGCUGGACGUGUCCACCAAGAACAUCACUAAGUCCCUGGCCUCCCUCGUGGAGAUCAAAGAGGACGGAGUGGGCUUUUCCAUCCGAGACCCCUACUACCGGGACAAGGUCUCUCGGACCAUCAGCCUGCCCACCAGAGGGAGCACUUUCCCCCGGCAGUCUCGAGGAGCGGAGACGUCCCCUCUGACCCGGAGGAAGUCAUACGACCGAGGGCAGCCCAUCAGGUCCACAGACGUGGGGUUCACGCCCCCCUCGUCCCCUCCCACUCGGCCCCGGAACGACCGAAACGUCUUCUCUCGUCUCACCAGUAACCAGAGCCAAGGGUCAGCACUGGACAAGUCUGAUGACAGCGACUCCUCUUUGUCGGAGGUCCUGAGGGGCAUCAUCACCCCGGUUGGAGGAGCCAAGGGCGCGCGGACGGCCCCACUGCAGUGCGUCUCCAUGGCCGAGGGCCACACCAAGCCCAUCCUCUGCCUGGACGCCACGGACGAGCUGCUUUUCACAGGGUCCAAAGACCGCAGCUGUAAGAUGUGGAACUUGGUGACAGGGCAGGAGAUCGCAGCUCUGAAGGGCCACCCCAGCAACGUGGUCUCCGUCAAGUACUGCAGCCUCUCUGGGCUCGUGUUCUCUGUGUCCACCUCCUACAUCAAGGUGUGGGACAUCCGAGACUCGGCCAAGUGCGUCCGGACCCUCAUGUCCUCAGGCCAGGUGGUCUCAGGGGACGCCUGUGCGGCUGCGUCCACCCGCACCAUCACCAGCGCUCAGGGAGAGCACCAGAUCAACCAGAUCGCCCUCAGCCCCUCGGGCAGCAUGCUGUAUGCCGCCUCGGGCAACGCCGUCCGCAUCUGGGAGCUCAGCAGGCUCCAGCCCGUCGGCAAGCUGACUGGCCACAUCGGCCCCGUGAUGUGCCUGACGGUCGCCCAGACCGCCAGCCAGCACGACCUGGUAGUGACCGGCUCCAAGGACCACUAUGUUAAGAUGUUUGAGCUGGGUGAGUGUGUGACGGGCACCGUCGGCCCCACCCACAACUUCGAGCCCCCGCACUACGAUGGCAUCGAGUGUCUGGCCAUCCAGGGGGAUGUCCUGUUCAGUGGCUCCCGGGAUAAUGGCAUCAAGAAGUGGGACCUGGAGCAUCAGGAGCUCAUGCAGCAAAUCCCCACGGCACACAAGGACUGGGUGUGCGCCCUGGCCUUCGUCCCGGGCCGCCCCAUGCUGCUGAGCGCCUGCCGCGCAGGCGUCAUCAAGGUCUGGAACGUGGACAACUUCACGCCCAUUGGUGAGAUCAAGGGCCACGACAGCCCCAUCAACGCCGUCUGCACCAACGCCAAGCACAUCUUCACUGCCUCCAGUGACCUGACAGUGAAGUUCUGGAGUGCCCGGCGCCUGGUACCCAGCGGCCCCCACUAGGAGUGAGCUCAGAGGACAGCCUGACCCUUGGCCCAGCAGCCGGGAUGCACAGAGGGGAAGCUGGGGCCCAGCGGGGUGGCGC
Eubalaena glacialis (North Atlantic right whale) is the source of this 4921-nucleotide messenger RNA. RefSeq names its product kinesin family member 21B (gene KIF21B). The record is from RefSeq and is a predicted model, not a curated record. Gene Ontology annotation, molecular function: ATP binding; microtubule binding; microtubule motor activity. NCBI's taxonomy places the organism in Eukaryota, Metazoa, Chordata, Mammalia, Artiodactyla, Balaenidae. Gene Ontology annotation, biological process: microtubule-based movement; mitotic spindle organization. Bases 4 to 4839 code for a protein of 1611 amino acids. The transcript has 35 exons.